Messenger RNA from Eimeria acervulina, 588 nucleotides. RefSeq lists its product as hypothetical. Bases 1 to 588 code for a protein of 195 amino acids. NCBI's taxonomy places the organism in Eukaryota, Apicomplexa, Conoidasida, Eucoccidiorida, Eimeriidae. The transcript has a single exon. The record is from RefSeq and is a predicted model, not a curated record.
AUGCAUCCAUCUUGCAGCUGCAGAAACAACAACAGCAGCAGCAGCAAAAUUACCAGCAGCAGCAGCAGCAGCAGCAGCAGCAGCAAAAGCAUCAAUAGCAGCACCAGACCGACGGUGUUACGAAACACCCACAAACACGCUCAGGAGCUGCUACCGAAGCACCUACAUCUGCAACCAAAGCAGCAACAGCAACAGCAGCAGCAGCAACAGCAACAACAGCAACAACUUACUGAGUUGAGGUGUGUUUCUGGAGAGUGCGGAGCAGACGGCGGCUGCGCGUCUGGGUCUCCUGCAACAGAAGCUGUUGCUGCACCGAGAGGAACCCCCAAAGAACUUGCAAGUCUUGAGGGGGCUGGCAGCAGGGCAUUUGUAUUAGAGGGCGAGGGCUCGCUAGCAAAGGAUGUAGAGGGUGUAGAGACACCCCAAUUAACCCGAGGACUCAGCAGAUCAUCCGGCAGCAAAAUUGAUCCGUCCCCUUCCUUCUCCGAUAUGCCCAACUGCUGCAUAGCUGCUCUCUCUGCUGCUGCUGCUGCGGCUGCUGCUGCUGCUGCUGCUGCUGCUGCGGCUGCUGCGGCUGCUGCUGCUUGA